GUGAAGGGGCGUGGCCUCUGUUCUUCAAAGGUCCUGUCACUCACAGGGGCUCCAGAUUCCAGCUCAGGUGUUACAGAGCUGCACGCGCAGCCCUACGAGUCGCGCUCAGAGCAAAACACACGCAUAAUUCACUUUUAUACGAACAGCGCGAGCGGACAGCUGUCACCGGGGACAGAAGUGACUCAGAUAGACGCAUAUUAAUGGUUACCCACCAAUGGCGCUGUCGCGAGAGAUUAUUGUCCUUUUUCAGGUAAAUAGUUUCUGUUUGUUAUGGGGGCAUAUCACCUCAGCUCAGCGUUUGCGCACCUGGCCAACCCACGCCAAUGAAGUCGUGCUCCUACAUGCAAUCUGAAAGGCUCUGGAGCGGAAUCAGGUUCCUGUGCGUAUUGUGGAUUAAAACCCUCGCGGGGUUCGAUACGUGUAAUUUGUGGAUUUUUUCCCCCUGGAUUAAUGACUAAUAUGGAGCUUCCAGGGAGAUGUAUGUUGUUCGCAGCGCUCGUGAUGAGCGUUUCUCACCCUGCGUGUUCAGGAUGUGAAAAUCAGGUUUGUAAUCCACGCAUGGGGAACCUGGCAGUCGGGCGCCCUGUACAGACAAUUUCCCAGUGUGGCUCAACCUCUCCAGAACGCUACUGUAACUACAAAAUGGGUAGUUGUGUGUUGCACUGUGAGGUGUGUGAUGCUUCAGUAACGCAUCGUGCGCACCCACCCGCCUCCAUGACAGACUCGCCCUUCAAACACCCGCCGACCUGGUGGCAGUCCGCUCAGGAGGUUACAAUAGAAACUCUACAGUUGGAUUUAGAGGUGGAAUUUUACUUCACCCAUCUUAUUAUCAUAUUCCGGUCUCCACGCCCUGCUGCCAUGGCAAUAGAGCGCUCACAGGACUUCGGGCACACAUGGAGCCCUCUGAUGCUGUACGCACACAACUGCAGUGAAGUAUUCGACCUGGAGGAUGGACGCAGAUGCACUCAGAAAUACUCCACAUCAUGGCCUUGCAGCAAUGGAGAGGUCAUCUACCGUGCUCUGUCACCUUGGGACAAAAUGGAUCCGUACAGCGUUAAUGCCCGUGCCCUCCUCGGCAUCACUAACAUACGGAUGCGUCUACUUCAACCGCAGUCCUGCCCCUGCCAGCCUAAACUUCCUGAUGCCAAAGGGCCUACUGCCCACUAUGCCAUCUAUGACCUCAUUUUAAAGGGAGGCUGUUUGUGCCAUGGACAUGCAGACCAGUGUGUGCCUGCUGGUGACCAACAGAUCACACACCCUCCUAGCAAACACAUGGUGCACGGUAAAUGUCUAUGUCGGCAUCACACGGCUGGGGAUCACUGUGAACGCUGUGAUCUCCUUUACAAUGACCAACCAUGGCAACCAGCUAACGGUUUAACCGGGGAAGCUCAUCAGUGUGCUAAGUGUAAAUGUAAUGGCCACGCAGAGAGCUGUCACUUUGACGAAACCGUAUGGCUACGCUCGGGUCAGCGGAGUGGUGGCGUGUGUGACUGCCUUCACAACACCAGCGGCCGUCACUGCCAACACUGUCAAAGCGGCUUCUACAGAGACCCCGAGAGACCCUUCACUGCCCCGGAUUCCUGCAGACCUUGCAUGUGUUACCAUGUUGGUUCCACAAAUUGCAACCCUGAGAAUGGAGACUGCGUCUGUAAGCCAGGGGUGGCUGGGCCACACUGUGACCAGUGCAUGCUGGGAUAUUGGGGUUUUGAUGAAUAUGGAUGCAAGCCCUGCCAGUGUGCUGGUGAUUGUGACCCGUACACAGGAGACUGUAUGUUUAGGUCUGAAUCAGCUCACAACAUCACGGCAGAAAGUCAUCUUUUUCGAACAGAAGAGCUUUUCUCCGCCCUUAGUCAUCCAGACAAAUGUGUAUGCAAACAGCAAGCUCUUGGAAACAGCAAAGUAUUCUGCAACGUAAAAUAUGCCUAUGCAGUGAAGGUGAAAGUGCUGAGUGCUCAUGAUAAGGGGUCUCAUGCAGAGGUGGAUGUUAAGGUUCUCAAGGUGUUGUGGGAUAACUCGCGCCUCGGGCUCUCUCGUGGAAAUCAUAUUCUUUAUCCCGAGUCUUGGACCUCACGAGGCUGCACCUGUCCUGUACUUUUCCCAGGGAUGGAAUAUCUUGUAGUUGGACAUGAGGAUGUGAGAAAAGGCCGUCCCAUGGUUAACAUGAAGAGUAUAGUGAAGCCGUGGAGACCCAACUUGAGCCGAAAAGUCCAUCAGCUUCGGAAAACCAAAUGUAGCUCAAAGACCUAGAGACACAGAGAGAU
Messenger RNA from Megalobrama amblycephala (Wuchang bream), 2261 nucleotides. It is a transcript of the gene ntn4, whose product is annotated as netrin 4. Lineage: Eukaryota; Metazoa; Chordata; Actinopteri; Cypriniformes; Xenocyprididae. The record is from RefSeq and is a predicted model, not a curated record. The coding region runs from base 451 to 2247 and encodes 598 amino acids. The transcript is spliced from 10 exons. Gene Ontology annotation, cellular component: laminin trimer. Gene Ontology annotation, biological process: substrate adhesion-dependent cell spreading; basement membrane assembly; cell migration. Gene Ontology annotation, molecular function: protein binding.